Molecule: messenger RNA, 684 nt
Organism: Naegleria lovaniensis
Lineage: Eukaryota; Heterolobosea; Eutetramitea; Acrasida; Naegleriidae
Exons: 2
Coding region: 1-684 (227 amino acids)
Biological process (GO): translation
Cellular component (GO): ribosome
Molecular function (GO): structural constituent of ribosome
Source: RefSeq, a predicted model, not a curated record
AUGUUGAAUAGAAUUGCCACUACCUCCCGCAAAAUUAAACUCUCUAGAUGUUGUGCUGUUUCAUCAUCUUCUAAACUUGCCCGUAAUGCUACAAGUGUAAAUACAAUUUGUUCAUAUCAUACAACACAAAGUAGAUGUGAAACAAAAGUUGUUCUUCCUCAAAAAGGAGAGGUUGUUCUGCCAGAUAAAAUCAAGAAAAUAGGCGAUGAAGUUUUGGCUCUCAAUGUUUUGGAAAGUAUAAUGCUUCAACAAUAUUUGAGAAAUCAAGCUGGUUUUGAUAUUGAUGUUCCAAACCCUGUUGAAGCCAUGCUCAAGGUCGGAUUGGGUCUCAAUUUCGGCCCAUUGGGAGGUGGUAUGGCAAUGAAUCCAGCCAUGAUGCAAGCUAUGGCUUCAGCACAAGCUGCUCCAGCCGCAACCCAAGCAAAGGAGGAACCAAAGGAAGAAGAAAAGAAGAAGGAAAACGUCAAGUCUGUAUUCAACGUUAAAAUUGAAAAGGUUGACGAAAAGGGUAAAAUCUCUGUAAUCAAGGAAUUGAGAAAGAUUGACAAGAACCUUACCCUCAAGGCAGCCAAGGAAAUGGUUGAAUCUGCACCAGUUGUUAUACAAAAGGAUGCUCCAAAGGAAGAGGCUGAAGCUCUCAAGAAGACAUUGGAAGAAAUGGGUGCAACAGUUGUUUUGGAGUAA